Dromaius novaehollandiae (emu) is the source of this 1113-nucleotide messenger RNA. RefSeq names its product sirtuin 2 (gene SIRT2). The transcript has 15 exons. NCBI's taxonomy places the organism in Eukaryota, Metazoa, Chordata, Aves, Casuariiformes, Dromaiidae. Gene Ontology annotation, cellular component: nucleus. Gene Ontology annotation, molecular function: NAD+ binding; transcription factor binding; histone deacetylase activity, NAD-dependent. The coding region runs from base 112 to 1113 and encodes 333 amino acids. The record is from RefSeq and is a predicted model, not a curated record.
GGCACGCCGGGAGGAGGGGCGACGUCCCGCGGUGCACGCUGGGAAGCGCCCGGUCGGGCCGCGGAGGGGGGGUCUGGCUGGAGCGUCGCGGGGGGGAGCAGCCCCGCGCCCAUGGCCGAGCAGGACGCUCCCGGUGCCCGCGGGGUCGAGGCCGAGCCGGGCGCCGAGUCGCCGGCCUCCGAUUCCGACGCCGACUCUGACGCCGGCGCUUCGGGCGAGUCCGAAAUGGAGUUCCUGCGAAAUCUCCUCUCCCGGACCCUGGGGCUGGGCGGCGAGAAGCCGGAGAAGGUGCUGGACGAGUUGACGCUGGAGGGAGUGAGCCGCUUCAUGCAGAGCGAGAAGUGUCGGAACGUCGUGUGUAUGGUGGGAGCCGGGAUUUCGACGUCCGCGGGGAUCCCCGAUUUCCGCUCGCCCGGCACCGGCCUUUACGCCAACCUGCAGAGCUACAACCUCCCCUACCCCGAGGCCAUCUUCGAGAUCAACUUCUUCAAGCAACACCCGGAGCCCUUCUUCGCCCUCGCCAAGGAGCUCUACCCGGGGCAGUUCAAGCCCACGGUGUGUCACUACUUCAUGCGGCUGCUCAAGGAGAAGGGCCUGCUGCUGCGCUGCUACACCCAGAACAUCGACACGCUGGAGCGCGUGGCCGGGCUGGAGCCGGACGAGCUGGUGGAGGCCCACGGCACCUUCUUCACCUCCCACUGCCUCCGCUCCUCCUGCCGCCAGCAGUACAGCCUCGACUGGAUGAAAGAGCGGAUUUUCUCGUCUCUGAUCCCCAAAUGUGAGAAGUGUCAGAGCUUGGUGAAACCAGACAUCGUCUUCUUCGGCGAGAGCCUGCCCUCGCGCUUCUUCACCCUGCUGCAGUCGGACUUCCAGAAGGUCGAUCUGCUCCUCGUCAUGGGCACCUCGCUGCAGGUGCAGCCCUUCGCCUCCCUCGUCGGCAGGGUCCCCAGCAGCACCCCCCGGCUCCUCAUCAACAAGGAGAAGACGGGGCAGAGUGACCCCUUCAUGUCCCUCAUGGGCUUCGGCAGCGGCAUGGACUUCGACUCGGACAAGGCCUACAGGCACGGGGGGGGUCCCGGGGUGCUGGGGGGGGGGGCAGGCUCCGCCCCCUAG